Miscanthus lutarioriparius is the source of this 1032-nucleotide messenger RNA. NCBI's taxonomy places the organism in Eukaryota, Viridiplantae, Streptophyta, Magnoliopsida, Poales, Poaceae. The record is from the annotation of a GenBank genome assembly.
AUGGAAGCCCCGGGCUCCCCCUACGCCUCCUCGCCGGAAUCCGCCCCCAAGCGUGCCCCCCGCUCCCCUCCGCAGCAGCAGCCUACCUCCGAGGAAGGAGAUGACAAGGAGAAACCAACACAUUUGAGGUUUCUGGUGUCUAAUACGGCAGCAGGAUGUAUCAUUGGCAAGGGUGGAUCAACUAUUAAUGACUUUCAGUCCCAGUCUGGGGCUCGUAUUCAGUUAUCACGUAGCCAUGAGUUUUUCCCUGGUACAAAUGACAGGAUCAUCAUGGUUUCUGGGCUGUUUGAUGAAGUAAUGAAGGCCAUGGAUUUGAUUCUUGAGAAACUUUUGGCUGAGGGUGAAGAAUUCAAUGAAGCUGAAGCUAGACCUAAAGUUAGACUUGUAGUUCCUAACAGCUCAUGUGGUGGGAUAAUUGGUAAAGGUGGAGCAACAAUAAAGUCAUUUAUUGAAGAAUCACAUGCUGGAAUCAAAAUUUCUCCUCAGGAUAACAACUAUGUUGGUUUGCAUGAUAGGCUUGUUACAGUCACAGGAACCUUUGAUAAUCAGAUGAAUGCGAUAGAUUUGAUACUGAAGAAGUUAUCUGAGGAUGUUCACUACCCACCUAAUUUGAGUUCCCCAUUUCCAUAUGCAGGUCUUACUUUCCCAAGCUACCCUGGUGUUCCUGUUGGUUAUAUGAUUCCGCAGGUGCCAUAUAAUAAUGCUGUGAACUAUGGACCUAAUAAUGGGUACGGAGGAAGGUACCAAAACAACAAGCCCAGUACACCUAUGAGGUCGCCUGCUAGUAAUGAAGCCCACGAAUCUUUGACCAUCGGUAUAGCCGAUGAACACAUUGGUGCUGUUGUAGGUCGUGCUGGAAGGAACAUAACAGAGAUCAUUCAGGCUAGUGGUGCUCGGAUCAAGAUAUCAGAUAGGGGUGACUUCAUAUCUGAUACAUCUGACAGGAAGGUGACGAUUACUGGAACAUCUGAAGCUAUCCGGACCGCGGAGUCCAUGAUCAUGCAGAGGGUGUCAGCCAGUUCAGAGAGGUGA